AUUGGGUAGCGACGGCUUUGUUCCGGACACGGCAGCAACAGCGGCUAAUAACAAACUAUAAUCAAAUAUAUUUUUAGAUUUUUUUAAAGAGCUGGAUACAGGAUCCAAUCGCAUAUUAACCCGUUUGCGGUAGUCAGGUAACGUUAUGUCUAAGUCGAAGAAUCUAAAGGCAUUUCUGGAAUCGUCUCUAAAUGAGAUAUUUAAGGCGACCGUUAAUGACAUAUUGGAGUCGGUGGACGAGACCUUGGUUGAGUAUCAGGGCAGAAUACAGCGAAUUGAGACUGAAAACGAGGAUCUGAAACGGAGGUUGCACGAAAGAUUUGGAGAACAGGAUGCAGUGGAACUGAAAGCUGAACUGAAGUCUAGCGCCCUCCACGUCCCUGAAUCCCCAAGCGCAAAUUUCCUCCAGGAGUCGAGCCCCAAACCUGCCGCUGUGUCCAUCCAGAAGCAAGUGAUCCAGUCCACCCUGAACGACGGCAAGCUGUGCCCGGCGGAACGGCGGCGGUACAAGCAGAGCCGUCGCCAUGGCGCCCUCUACAAGGCAGAGCCGGGCGCCGAGCGCGGUCCUCGUGCGCCGGGGUCGGAGUGCGCGGACACGACUUCGGAAACGACGGCGCUCAAACUGGAGCACGUGAAGAAGGAGCGGGAGGCGGAGAGCAGCUGCGCCAUGGACCUCUCCAGGGCGCAGUCGCCGCUCAACUUGGCCACCAAGCCAAUCAAAACGGAGAGCGGGGAGCCAGGCUACACCCACCCGCCCUCCCCGCACCGCGCCGACUCCGACGCACCCGACAGCGACGGCGAGGUCAGGGUGACCAUCGUGUCGGACAGUCACAUGACCGCGGAGGACGAGGCCGAAGGUUUGGUCCAGUCAGGAUCCGAGGAGUUCGGGGAGAGCCAGAGCGAUACUGGGUGCGACGGCGUGAGUCAGGUGUUCUGCGAAGCGGAGUUUAGCACCAAGGACCUCUUCCUCCAGGAUUACUCAGGGCUGGGUCCCUCCGGGGACAGAGAGGAUCCUGGGAGCUCAUCCGCAGACAGCAGAGGGCUGGGCGGCCUGGUCUAUAGCAUCGAUACCGCCGCCCCCGGCCUGAGCCUGGACCGAUCGGAGCUGGGCAGGACGGCCGAGGGUCUGUACCACUGCUCGCUGUGCGAGAAGACCUUCACCCGGGUGGGGUCGCUCAACAUCCACCUGAAGAGCCACAGUGGGGAGAAGGCCCACGUCUGCAGCUACUGCGGCAAGCGCUUCGGCCGCGCUGACCUCCUGAAAGCUCACAAGCGCACCCACACGGGGGAGAAGCCGUACAGCUGCAACCUGUGCGGCAAGAGCUACGGCCACACCGGCCAGCUGAGGAUACACAAGCGCGUGCACACAGGGGAGAGACCCUACGGCUGCCCCCACUGCGGCAAGCGCUUCAGCGAGCACAACCAGCUCAAGGUGCACCUCCGCACCCACACGGGGGAGAGACCCUACAGCUGCACCGUCUGCGGGAAGACCUUCAGCAACGCGGGAAACCUGCGCAUCCACCAGCGCAUCCACACCGGGGAGAAGCCGUACUGCUGCGGCCAGUGCGGGAAGAGGUUCAACGGGAUGGGCGACCUCAAGACACACUACAGGGUUCACACGGGGGAGAGGCCGUACCACUGCGACCUGUGCGAGAAGACCUUCAGCCAGGCGGGACACCUGACCAUACACAAGAGGAUGCACACGGGGGAGAAACCGUACAGCUGCGCCGAGUGCGGGAAGAAGUUCAGCGUGGCGAGCAGCCUGAAGCUGCACCUGCGGACUCACACGGGCGAGAAGCUGUACAGCUGCUCCUCCUGCGGGAAGAGCUUCAGCCGGGCGGGGCACCUCAAGCGGCACGAGCAGGUCCACACCAAGGAGAAGCUGUACGCCUGCGCCCAGUGCGGCAAGAGCUACAGCGACCAGUCCACCCUGAAGAAGCACCAGAAGCUCCACGCGGGAGAGGAGCCGUUCACGCAGAGCGAGGAGAGCACCAGCGGGCCGGACGCUCCCAGCGGCCUGCAGCAGACGCCCCCAGAGCAGGCGUAGCGCGCUCGUGUGCGUCCCGUAGUUUAAACGUGUCCGGUGCAGUGCAGUACAGUACAGUCGGGACCCAUUUCACUACUGGACGGUAACUGAAAAAAAAAAAUGAUCAGCAUUCCAUUUCAUUCGUUGAAUUUCCAUUUCCUGAACUGAAGUGGAAUUGACCAGCCGCCCUGAUGCGGUCUGCUUUGGCCGGUGGGCUGCCUCUCUUUAAUUACAUCACCAAAUCACCAGCCAUUCUGAAUGUAUUUCUGAACCACUCUGUGAAAAUCAGCAGCUUAAACCCUUAAUACUUUACAUGUACUGUAGGUAGGAGAUAGCCUUUAUUAACUGUAAUAAUUGAUAUUUGUAGCAGUACUACAAUGUCAUCAUGCAAUUAAGUGUAAUUAUAUAAAAUUACAACUGUAUCAACCUCAUUUAGUAAGACCACUGUCUCGACACCCAACCUUACUGUUUGACGCUAUAUGCAAUUACUUCUUCGUUCUGACAUCAAAGGUUUAUGUAGAUUAUUCUACAGUCUCAGUCCCUUCAAUGUCGUUGGUCCAGGUAGCAUUUCAAUGUUGUUAAUGGGAGUGGUUUCAUAGUCUUUGAUUGUGUAGGGGUGCUAGCCCUUUAGGCCUUUCUUAUGAAUGCGAGAGAAUUAAGGUGCACGUUACCAAAACAGAUGACCCUACAAUGUACUAAACUGACAUUUCUCAGCAUUCAGGAUCUGCAGUUGUACGUAAGUGGAAAAUGUUCUGUGCUACGCUAGAAGUGCACAUGUGAAUGACCUUGCAAAACUGCGAAAUAUAUUUGUACUCUUAAGCCAAAUUAAAAUAAUAUAUAAACUUAAA
Molecule: messenger RNA, 2874 nt
Organism: Conger conger (European conger)
Lineage: Eukaryota; Metazoa; Chordata; Actinopteri; Anguilliformes; Congridae
Product: zinc finger protein 572
Exons: 2
Coding region: 146-2047 (633 amino acids)
Source: RefSeq, a predicted model, not a curated record